GUGCGUCUCUGGGUUUAGAAACUCUGUGACAACAACAAAUGAAAUACUGUCAUCUGUUGCCAUGACAAUGUUCUUAAUACGGAGGCUCACCCGGAUGGUUUAUGGAGCUAAAACGCGAAAGUCAAGCUUGCUAACAGGAGGCCAGGGUUUGUUGACGUGAGCUAAAAACUAAAAUCUUAAGUUUGAAGGUGAAAGUCUCGAUUGCUAGUGUGCUAACUGCAGAGUAUCGGUUAGACAAACCAAAAUGAGUCUGGAUAAAGCAAAGCUAUGCGAUUCGUUACUAAAUUGGCUACAGACAUUUCAGGUGCCCUCAUGCACCAGUAAGCAGGACCUGACGAGCGGAGUGGCUAUUGCACACGUUCUACACAGGAUAGACCCCUCCUGGUUUAAUGAGGCAUGGCUGAGCAGGAUCAAGGAGGAGAGUGAGGCCAACUGGCGCCUCAAGGUCAGCAACCUGAAGAAGAUUCUUCAAAGCAUGCUUGAGUAUUACCAUGAUGUGCUUGGCCACCAGGUAGCAGACGAGCACCUGCCAGACAUCAAUCUGAUUGGGGAGUUUGGAGAUGUGACUGAACUUGGGAAGCUGGUGCAGUUGGUGCUUGGCUGUGCUGUCAGCUGUGAGAAGAAGCAAGAGCACAUCCAGCAGAUAAUGACCCUGGAGGAGUCUGUCCAGCAUGUUGUCAUGACAGCCAUACAGGAGCUCCUGGCUAAAGAGACAACUGUUCCAGGAAGUCCUGAGACCUACGGGGACUUUGACUACCAGUCCAGGAAGUAUUAUUUUCUCAGUGAGGAGGUGGAGGCGAAGGAGGAUCUGGGCCAGCGCUGUCGGGACCUGGAGCACCAGUUGGCAGCCGUCCUGGAGGAGAAGUCAUCCCUGCAGGUGGAGACACAGUCCCUGAGGGAGAAGCUCAGCCUCAGUAACCCACAGGAUGCUUCUACCACCAUCACUGGCAAGAAGCUGCUGCUGCUGCAGAGCCAGAUGGAGCAGCUACAGGAGGAGAACUACAGACUAGAGAACAGCCGAGAUGACAUGCGUGUGCGAGGGGAGAUUCUGGAGCGUGACGUUUUGGACCUCACUCACCGUAACGAUGAACUGACCAGCCUCGCCCAGGAGGCCCAGACUCUCAAAGAUGAGAUGGACAUCCUCCGGCAUUCGUCUGACCGGGUGAGCCGGCUGGAGGCACUGGUGGAGACAUACAAGCGUAAGCUGGAGGACCUGGGGGACCUGCGCAGACAGGUGCGUCUGCUGGAGGAGCGCAACACUGUCUACAUGCAGCGCACAUGUGAGCUGGAGGAGGAGCUACGCAGGGCCAACUCAGUCCGCACCCAGCUGGACACCUACAAGAGACAGGUCCAUGAGCUUCACACCAAGCAUUCGUCAGAGGCACUGAAGGCUGAGAAGUGGCAGUUUGAGUACAAGAACCUUCAAGACAAGUAUGACGCCCUGCUUAAGGAGAAAGAGCGUUUGAUCUCAGAGCGAGACACACUGCGGGAAACCAAUGAUGAGCUCAGGUGUGCACAGGUCCAACAGAAGGGCCUCAGUCAACCAGGUGGAUUAUGUGAGGACUCUGGCACAGUGGGAAACCUGGCCUCUGAGAUGAUGCCCACAGAGUUCAAGGAGACGGUGGUGCGUCUGCAGAGUGAGAACAAGAUGCUGUGUGUCCAGGAGGAGAGCUACAGACAGAGACUCGUGGAGGUACAGGGUCAGCUGGAGGAGUCUCAACGCAGCCAGAACACCCUGGAGACACAAAACAGGUUGAACCAGCAGCAGAUCUCUGAGCUGCGGUCCCAGGUGGAGGAUCUCCAGAAGGCUCUACAGGAGCAGGGCAGCAAGGCAGAGGAUUCCUCCCUGCUGAAGAAGAAGCUUGAGGAGCACCUGGAGAAGCUCCAUGAGGCCCACUCAGACCUGCAGAAGAAGAGAGAGGUCAUUGAUGACCUGGAGCCCAAAGCGGACGGCAACAUGGCGAAGAAGAUCGAUGAGCUGCAGGAGAUCCUGAAGAAGAAGGAUGAGGACAUGAAGCUGAUGGAGGAACGCUACAAGCGCUAUGUGGAGAAGGCCAGGACGGUGAUCAAGACUCUGGACCCCAAGCAGCCGCCUCUGACUGUGUCUCCUGAUGUUCAGGCCCUCAAGAACCAGUUGACUGAGAGAGACCGGAAGAUCCAGCACCUGGAGCAUGACUAUGAGAAGAGCAGGUCCAGACAUGACCAGGAGGAGAAACUCAUCAUAAGUGCUUGGUACAAUAUGGGUAUGGCCCUGCAUCAGAAGGUGGUGGGAGAGCGGUCGGGUCCGUCCAACCAGGCCCAGUCCUUUUUGGCCCAGCAGAGGCAGUCCACUCACGCCAGGAGAGGUCUUGCAGCCCGCCACCAGCCCAGAUAAGACACAUCAACUCUGGGGGAGGAUGUGGAGAUGAGGCAAAACAUUAUCGAUAUCUUAGUGUUCACUACUUCCGUACCCCUACUCUCACUGCUCUGAUGCCUUUACUUCUCCUCUUGGUGUUUUGUGAAGAUUGCUGCUGCUGCCCUCUGCUGGGCAUCUCUGUUACAGGAUUUUCUGGAGCGUCGGUGAUGCAGAGCUACUUACUGCACCUUCAAGUGCAUUCAAAGCUGCCAAGACUCACUUAAACAAAGAUGAGAGAAAUGGGUCUAAAUGAGAGCUGGAAUGAAGUAGAUAGAAAGAAGCUGAGUGACUAGUCCUUUGACAUGGAAUUCUUAGACAAUGUUUCCCAUUCAGUCCCUCCAUUUCUUUCAAGCCCUCUUUUUAGCUAUAAUGUUUUUGAUGUUUUCUUAAGGUUUAGAUUAGGACAUUAUGAGAAUCAAUGCUUUGGAAUGAUGACCGAGAUGGAAAGGGAUGAUUUCUGCUCUCAAUAGGGCAGGGGUCUUUACCUUCCCCCUACUACUACUAUAUAUUUUCACCCUUUAUUAUCCAGCCCACUGCCAGGCUAAAUAGAUAUUAUCCUCUUACUCUUACAUGGAAACAAUAAGAGACACCUAUGGGUUGAGAUCAUGGUGAAUUUGUGUGAUUUUUCUAUUCAUUUGUGCCCAAGUCAUUUGGAGAUUCUGGCUUGUGCUGUGUUUCUGAGACUUUUAAAUGUACAUGGUGAGAGAAACUGGUGAAGCGCUAGAACGGGUGUCAUCCGGAUCCAGAUAUUUUGCGGGGGGGGGGCUAACUCGACACACUUUUACAAUGACGAAAAUCAAGUUUGAAACUAGAAAUGCCAAUGGACCUACAUUCAUACAGUUUAUUGACUGUGUCCAGCUCACUAAUAAUAAUUUUGAUGGCGAGGAAAUGUUGUUGAAGACUGAAUGUGGCCCCCGGGGCAAAAUGAGUUUGGCACCCCUCAUCUCGAAGAGCUCAAUGUCUUUGAUAUGAGAGGAACACAUGAGUUUGGCACCCCUCAUCUCGAAGAUCACAGAGAUUUCUGUGAAUGUGUUUUAGACUUUUCUUUCAAGCUGUAUCAUCUAUUUGUUUUCUCCUUUGUUAUGAGUUGUUUUGUUAUAGUUUGAAGAGCAGGAAGAAUAGCUUUCUAACCUCAGAGUUUUAUGUAGUUGUGUUGGUCUGUAUAAUAAUGUUCAGCAAGGGUACACAGUGUAAAGAAAAGCACUCCCUCCCUUUUGAUAAUGGUUCAUUUCCUUGUGAAAGACUAGAAAAAUGUCCCGGACUCUACUUUUGUAUCAAAUUCCUGUUAGGAGUAUGGUGUUCACAUGUAAUGGCAGGCGCUCCGAAAGACUAGCAGAUAUGGGGUCCUCUUCUGUCAGGACCGUUUGACUGGUAGUAUUCACACAGACUAUUGAACAAGCUUUUGUUUCAAGCUGUAAUAUGGGAAUUUACUUUAUGAAUGAUUGGUUAGACUUCCUGAUGGACUACAUUUUUGUUCUUUUUCACUUGAAUUUAUCCCCAGGGUGUUUUAAGAGUUAUGAUUGGUUGCACACACCACUUUAGACUGAUCUGAAUGUAGGAAACGCUGGUGCUUGUGAGAACCAGAGUGUGGGGGUAUUGAUUCACAGUUAAUUGAUGUGGGGGGGGGGGACUGGAACUGGCCACACUGGAGGUUGUUACUGUGUAAUGCUGGAGGGAAGUAAGGUUUCAAGAUGGCAAUCUAUGUAGCUUUUCUCUCAUUCUCAGCAGAAGCAAUCAACUAUAGAUGCUUCUGUUCGCUGACACUGGAACUUACCUAGCUAAUGAACAUUGUGUACUCUUUUUGUCAUAUUUACAACUGAAUUUAUGUACAUUUUUACCUAUAAUUUUCUCAAGAUGAACCUGUGAAGGACAACACUAUUGUUGAACACUACAUCUAUCUGAUUACUUUGACAGUAUCUGUGUAAACAUGGAACUUCUCUUUGGUAGCCAAACUGCUCUCUGUGACUUGUACCUAACCCUCUUAAGUGUGUAACUAUCUGUGCAAUGUUAUUUACCAGGCUAUGAAACCACAACUGUGUGUACAUUUAACUUCACUUAGUGUUUUACUCCUUUAAGUAGAUGUGUUUAUUUGGUAUUGAAUCAGGAAGUCAGGCUUUUAAUUUCAAAGUAGUAAAUCAACAUUCCAACUGAACUGCUAUGUCCUAGCACAGAUAUGGCCUGUACAAUUCAACCUGUCCUUUUUGUGACUGGAAAUCCCUCAAAUGUAUUGUCAAUGUACUGUCCAAUUGCAGUAUAACUUGUUUACACUGUCCAUUAGCAAUAUAUUACAAUUGACAUUUACCAUCACAAAUUGAACAUGCAGUUAAAGGACUUAAACUCUACUGAACAAAAAUAUAAAUCGAACAUGUGAAGUGUUGGUUUUAUGAGCUGAAAUAAAAUAUCCCAUAAAUGGUCUCUACACACAAAAAGCAUAUCUCUCAUGUUGUGCACAAAUUUGUUUGCAUUUUUGUUAGUAAAUAUUUCUUCUUUGCCAAGACAAUCCAUAUACCUGACAGGUGUGGCAUUACAAAUGUGCACCUUGUCCUGGGGACAAGAAAAGGCAACUAAAAUGUACAGUUUUGUGACAACACAAUGCCAUUGCUGUCUCAAGUUUUGAGGGAGCGCGCAAUUUGGCAUGCUUACUGCAGGAAUGUCCUACAGAGCUUUUGCCAGAGAAUUGAAUAUUCAUUUUUCGACCAAUGUUGUUUUAGACAAUUUGGCAUUAUGUUCAACAGGCCUCACAACCGGUGUCAUGUAGGUCAGCGGUUUACUGAUGUCAAUGUUGUGAACAGAGUUCCCUGUGGUGGGGUUAUGGUAUGGGCAGGCAUAAGCUAUGGACCAUGAACAUAAUUACAUUUUAUCGAUGGCAAUUUGAAUGCACAGAGAUACCGUGACGAGAUCCUGAGGCCCAUUGUCGUGCCAUUCAUCCACUGCCAUCACCUCAUGUUUCAGCAUGAUAAUGCACAGCCCCAUGUUGCAAGGAUCUGUACACAAUUCCUGGAAGCUGAACAUGUCCCAGUUCUUCCAUGGCCUGCAUACUCACCAAACAUGUAACCCAUUGAGCAUGUUUGGAUGCUCUGGAUCGAUGUGUACGACAGUGUGUUCCAGUUCCCGCCAAUAUCCAGCAACGUCACACAUGUCCAUUAGCAAUAUACAGUACGAGUUAAACAGUGUUUCCUCUCCCUCACACUUAGGUGGUCAUUUCAUUCCGUCCAUUUCUUGAUGGUAAAUCCCUAUUCAAAUAUAUUUGCAAUGGACACUGGACACUGCAAUGGACACAAUGGACACUGUCCAAUUGCAGUAUAUUGAAACUGGCAAUAUAUGUGUAAUGGACAUAUCACAAUGGGCAUUUACCAUCACUAAUUGGACAUGCUGUUACAUUGCUGAAACGCAGACUCGUUGAACUCAGGACGGCCUAGCAGUGCUCGUGAUUCCUCUCCCUCGCUUGUUGGUGUUGAUUUUAGCCUGUCAAUUUGGUGAUGGUAAAUCACUGCUUAAAUAUAUUGGAAAUGAACAGUGUCUGUUAGACAUAUGAUAUGACAGUACCAACAUUUGCAGUAUGAAAUGUUGGCACUGGCAAUAUACACUACAUGACAAACUGGACGCCUGCUCGUCAAACAUCUCAUUACAAAAUCAUGGGCAUUAAUAUGGACUUGGUCCCCCUUUUGCUAUAACAGCCUCUACUCUUCUAGGAAGGCUUUCCACUAGAUGUUGGAACAUUUGCUGCAUGGCUUCCGUUCAGCCACGAGCAUUAGUGAGGUUGGGCGAUUCGUUGUGAAACAGAGAAGACUGUCUAUCCUGCUGAGUUUUGAUGCAGUCUUGCUUCGAUAAAGUCAAGUUAGGAUGUGUCAGUUAUUCUGUGAGCGCUUUUGUCCCAAAACCAUUGCGGUGUUUUAGAUGCCAAGUUUAUCGUCAUGUUGCAGCAGUGUGUAGGAAGGAGACGUGAGAAGUGUGCAGAAGGGCAUGAGACAAAGGAAUAUGUAGUAUUGGUGGAAAAAGCUGUGUGUCUAAAUUCGCCUGCAGGCUGCCAGUUGGGGAACCCUGCUGUAGACUUGUCAUUUCUUCAAACAGUCGAUCUUUAUUUGAUAUCGAUUAAUUAUUGCAAUAAUUGAACAAUUUUAAAGGGAGAGAUAGGGACACCCCAUCCUCUCCUAAAGGGGAAAAUAAAAAUGUAAAUCUCAAUCUGUCCAAACAAUUCAAAAUUUGAAUUCUUAUUUUUCUUUCCAAUUAACUUCCCAUUUCCUUUUUUCCCACUUUCUUUAUUACUUUCACUGGUCUACAUAUCUGUUUACUUGAACUCAGAAGCCCUCUCAAUCACCAUCACCCAGUACAUUUCUCUUCCACUCAAAUACUUGUUCCCCUCUACAGUCUCUUCGUCUAACGUUACUUUACCAGGUGAACAAAGUGUUAAAUUAUAGACAAAACAAAACACGAUAACUUCUGUUAACAGGGAGGCCACUGUCCUCCCUCCACUCUUAUAAUCAUUUGUGUUUUUAUCCACUCCAACAUUUACUGUAUAUACUAUAACCAAUCUCUGUUGGAUAUUCACAAUUCGCUUCAGACCCAUUAAAUGUCUAUUAUUUUAAGAUGAACAUGUAAUGCGCCGAAUUUAUAAACUACAUCGGCCAGUUUCAGAAGUGAAAAUAUAAACUUUGGAGGAGCUUACUUUAUAAAGUAGCUCUCGAGACUAGAUUUCUUUAAUAUAAUAAUAUAAUAAUAUAUGCCAUUUAGCUGACGCUUUUAUCCAAAGCGACUUACAGUCAUGUGUGCAUACAUUCUACGUAUGGGUGGUCCCGGGAAUCGAACCCACUACCCUGGCGUUACAAGCGCCAUGCUCUACCAACUGAGCCACAGAAGGACCACUUUUCUGAUUAUAACUUUCACUAUAACAUGCCUGGCACUAUCCACCAGUCUCCUGUAGAUAGCGCUCUCUGUCCAUAAUAGGUCUGGCACCUGAGAUGGGUAGACAGGAAAUCGGACACUUUCCAUUUUGCCUACUCACAAAUUGGUUUAGAACGUCAAACUUUGGAAUAUCAACAAAAACUAAAUCGGGACUACAAUACAUUAUAGCCUUAAAUUUAAAAACAAAUCUCUACAUGUUCAACAUUUCAAUGGUUCUAUUUGACAGGGCAUAGGUUUUGUUUCAAAAUGUAUUACCAGGACGGAGGGCAUCCCAUAAGUAUUUAUAGUUUUAUUGGUUAGGGGUAAAUCAAUUCCCCGUACUUUUACCAAAAGUGGACAUACGCCAAUAUUUUUCUGAGACUAUUUCCCAGACCCUGUGUAGACAGUCAUGUCAUCUUUUAAACUUCUCUAUCGAAUGAUCCAUUUUUGUAAUUUUGUUUAACCUUUAUUUAAUUAGGCAAGUCAGUUAAUAACUAAUUAUUAUUUACAAUGAAGGCCUACCAAAAGGCAAAAAUCCUCCUGCAGGGACGGGGCUUGGAUUAUAAAAAAUUCUAAUAAAUAGAAAUAUAGGACAAAACACACAUCAAGACAAGAGAGACACCACAACACAACACUACAUAAAGAGAGACCGAAGACAACAACAUAGCAAGAGCAGCAACAUAUGGCAACACAGCAUGGUAGCAACACAACAUGGUAGUAGCACAAAACAUGGUACAAACAUGAAUUGGGCACAGACAACAGCACAAAGGACAAGAAGGUAGAGAAACAAUACAUCACACAUAUCAGCCAUAACUAUCAGUAAGAGUGUCCAUGAUUGAGUCUUUGAAUGAAGAGAUUGAGAUAAAACUGUCCAGUUUGAGUGUUUGUUGCAGCUCGUUCCUGUCGCUAGCUGCAGCGAACUGAAAAUACGAGCGAUCCAUGGAUGUGUGUGCUUUGGGGACCUUUAACAGUAUGUAACUGGCAGAACGGGUGUUGUAUGUGGAGGAUGAGGGCUGCAGUAGAUAUCUCAGAUGGGGGGAGUGAGGCCUAAGAGGGUUUUAUGAAUAAGCAUCAACCAGUGGGUCUUGCGACUGGAAUACAGAGAUGACUAGUUUACAGAGGAGUAUAGAGUGCAGUGAUGUGUCCCAUAAGGAGCAUUGGUGGCAAAUCUGAUGGCCGAAUGGUAAAGCACAUCCAGCCGCUGGAGAGCACCCUUACCUGCCGAUCUAUAAAUGAUGUCUCCGUAAUCUAGCAUGGGUAGGAUGGUCAUCUGAAUCAGGGUUAGUUUGGCAGCUGGGGUGAAAGAGGAGAGAUUACGACAGAGGAAACCAAGUCUAGAUUUAACUUUAACCUGCAUCUUUGAUAUGUGCUGAGAGAAGGACAGUGUAACCAUAGUCCCAAGUACUUGUAUGAGGUGACUACCUCAAGCUCUAAACCCUCAGAGGUGGUAAUCAUACAUGUGGAGUGAGUGGCAUUCUUCUUACCAAACCACAUGACUUUGUUUUGGAAGUGUUCAGAACAAGGUUAAGGGUAGAGAAAGCAUGUUGGACACUAAAAAAGCUUUGUUGUAGAGCAUUUAACACAAAAUCUGGGGAGAGGUCAGUUGAGUAUUAGACUGUAUCAUCUGCAUAUAAAUGGAUGAGAGAGCUUCCUACUGCCUGAGCUAUGUUGUUUAUAUAAAUUGAGAAGUGCAUGGAGUCUAGGAUUGAGCCUUGGGGUACUCCCUUGGUGACAGGCAGUGGCAGAGACAGCAGAUGUUCUGACUUUAUACAGUCCAUAAAGCGACCAACUCAGGAUACUUUUUUCACCCCUUACGUAAGUCUAUGUUUGGGUGUGCAAGUUAGUAUAUUAUUAUUAUUAUAUGUCACGUUCUGACCUUAGUUCUUUUGAUAUGUCGUUGUUUUAGUAUGGUCAGGGCAUGAGUUGGGUGGAUUGUCUAGGUUAGUUUUUCUAUGAUUUCCUAUUUCUGUGUUUGGCCUGGUAUGGUUCUCAAUCAGAGGCAGCUGUCAAUUGUUGUCCCUGAUUGAGAACCAUAUAUAGGGAGCCUGUUUUCUAUUGUGUUUCGUGGGUGAUUGUUUCCUGUUGUGUGUCUGCACCAGCCAGAACUGUUUUCGGUCGUUUCUCUUUGUUAUUCUUGUUAUUUCCGUGUUUAUUUGAAUAAAUAUGGACACAUACCACGCUG
Molecule: messenger RNA, 9458 nt
Organism: Oncorhynchus keta (chum salmon)
Lineage: Eukaryota; Metazoa; Chordata; Actinopteri; Salmoniformes; Salmonidae
Product: protein Hook homolog 2-like
Exons: 22
Coding region: 245-2374 (709 amino acids)
Biological process (GO): cytoplasmic microtubule organization; cytoskeleton-dependent intracellular transport
Cellular component (GO): centrosome; cytoplasm
Molecular function (GO): dynein light intermediate chain binding; microtubule binding
Source: RefSeq, a predicted model, not a curated record